This is a messenger RNA of Ceratitis capitata (Mediterranean fruit fly), 1935 nucleotides long. RefSeq names its product loricrin. The record is from RefSeq and is a predicted model, not a curated record. NCBI's taxonomy places the organism in Eukaryota, Metazoa, Arthropoda, Insecta, Diptera, Tephritidae. Bases 139 to 1614 code for a protein of 491 amino acids. The transcript has 2 exons.
CGCUGCACUGUGUCAGUUGGCGUAUCAUUUGCAGUUUAACAUUCAACGAUUUCACGGACCGGAAACGAGACACAUAGACGGUCUGCAGCUCCUGGCGUAGUUACAAGAAAAAGUGUUUUUAGUUUUUCAGCAGACGAAAUGGCCAAGUGGUUCAUAUUGAGCGUUCUGCUAUUCGCCAGCAGUGUAGCGCAUGGCAAGCCCACAUUUGGUAAGGAGCACGUGCAUAUACGCAUACAUCUGCCGGAGGAUCAUGGUGACCAUGGCGGACAUGGCGGCCAUGGCGGUGGUGGUCAUGACACUGUGAUUAUUGAUGGCGGUGGUCAUGGUGGCUUCGGUGGUGGUGGCGGUGGCGGCGGCUAUGGUGGUGGUCAUGGACAUGGAGACAGUGGCGGUCACGGUGACAUUAUUGGACCAUUAACUGGAGGCCUUUUAAGCGGCGGUUUUAUUAGUAGUGGUCAUGGUGGUGGUGGCGGUGGCGGCCACGAUCAUGGUCAUGGUCAUGGCGGCGGCGGUGGCGGUGGUCACCACGAGACCAUAAUUUUGGAAGCAGGUGGUCAUGGUGGUGGUGGCGGCGGCGGUGGUUAUGGUGGCGGCUACAGCGGUGGAUAUGGUGGUGGUGGUCACGGUGGCGGCGCAGAAACCCACACCCUCAUCAUCUCGGACGCUGGCGGUCAUGGCGGUCAUGGCGGACACGGUGGAGGUGGCGGUGGCGGUGGUUAUAGUGCCGGCGGUCAUGGUGGUGGUGAUACGCACGUCGAUACCUAUGCAAUUAUCAAAGAGUCUGGCGGCGGUUAUAGUGCGGGUGGCCACGGUGGACAUGGCGGCGGCGGCGGAGGAGGUGGUGGUUACAGCUACGGUGGCGGUCACGGUGGUGGACACGGCGGUAGCAGCGGCGGUAGCGAUCAUUUGGUUAAACUUGCAGCGGUAGCGGCAGCAUCUGGUGGAUCACAUAGCAGCGGCGGAGGUGGCUAUGGCGGCGGUGGUGGUGGCGGUGGCCAUGAUGAUGUUCAUUUAGCUGCUGCUGCAGCUGCAGCAACCUCAUCCUCCCAUGGCAGCAGCGGCGGUUAUGGCGGUGGCGGUUAUAGCAGCGGUGGUGGAGACUCACAUUCGAUUGCCAACAUUGCCGCUGUAGCGGCGGCAACUGAUUCACACAGCGCCGGCGGUGGCGGCGGUUAUGGUGGGGGUGGCUAUGGCGGCAGCAGCGGGGGUCACGAUGAUGCCAAAAUAGCAGCGAUAGCCGCAGCGACGGGUAGUGGCUCAAGCGGUUACGGUGGCUACAGCGGAGGUGGUGGUGGCUACAGUGGUGGUGGUGGCUACAGCAGCGGUGGCUACAGCAGUGGUGGCGGCUACAGCGGUGGUAGCAGUUAUAGCGGCGGCAGCAGCUAUGGUAGCAGCAGCGGCGGCUAUGGUGGCAGCAGUGGCGGUCAUCUUGAUACCGCUGUGGUUGCAGCAGCAGCUGGCUCGCAUGGUGGCUCGAGUGGUGGCGGCGGCGGCAGUGGUGGCUACCACUAUGCACCAGCGUCCGGCGGUGGUGGCUGGCAGUCCUCCGGUAGCGGUGGUUGGGCGGCGUCGGGCGGUGGCGGCAGUAGCGGUGGCUGGUACAAACGUAAAUGAGCGGCGCACCCGGUUGCCACUAAAGUUUAGUUUUUAUCAAAAAUGCAUAAAUAUGUUUGCUAAAGUUAACGUUACGGACGCGCCUUAGAUUAAGCAUAUUUAUUCUAGUCCACAAAGCAGAGAGGAAGAGCAGCUCAGCAUACACGUACGUAAUGUGCGCGAUGAGGGCGCUAAAUUUUCAAGUGACUUCAAAGGUCACAGGCCGCUCGGUUGCUCGCCGCCAAUAUCACCUCACACCUUCCAUAUUGCAUCGAAAUAUAUGUAUGUAAAUACACUCAUCUUUUAAAUUAUGUUCGACAAACUGAAAUCAUUUACUUUACU